Messenger RNA from Lymnaea stagnalis (great pond snail), 3397 nucleotides. The record is from the annotation of a GenBank genome assembly. NCBI's taxonomy places the organism in Eukaryota, Metazoa, Mollusca, Gastropoda, Lymnaeidae.
AUGGAUAAAUAUAAGGGAGAUUUCAGCUUUGAUUCUUUUCAACGCUGGAAUUUUUUAAUUUUUUUUUUUGCCUGUAUUUGUAUUAAAUACUUUUCUACCCAUUUUUUUUAGCUUACAUUGAGUCCCUGCCACUUGCCAACAAGCCGGAUGUUUUUGGUUUGAACCCCAAUGCAGAGAUUGGCUACUACACACAGGCAGCUAAAGAUAUGUGGGAGCAUCUGGUGGAGCUACAGCCGCAGACAGGUCAGAGGGUUGGUGGAGGGGAUGGGGAAAUGGAAUGGGUCGGUUGGUGUGUUGGCUUAAUUCAUUGAGUGGAAGUACAGCAACAAACAGGCCGGUGGAUUGGUGGAGAGGAUGGUGAAUUUUUUGGGUGGAUUAGUGUAUUGGAUUACUAUAUACGGUAGACAGAUGAAUACGAUAAGAGCUACAGCUCUUGAUAAAUUAAAAAUUUGUGGGUUUUUUUUUCUUGUUUAUCCAGGUGCCUCUGCUGCAGGGGUUAGCCGAGAAGACUUCAUUUCACAAAUAGCCUCGGACGUCCUUGACAGGCUGCCUGUUGAAUUUGACCUUCCGAAGAUUCGCCGCAGCCUCAACCUUGACAUUUCCCCCACAACAGUGGUUUUAUUACAGGUCUGUUGUCUAAUCAAGUAUGUGACUAAACUUGCCCCAUCUGCAUGCUGUACGGAAUAACUUGUGCAUCUUAAUUUGUGAUACUUUUACCAACUUUCUGCUGAUACCUAUGAUACCUCAUAGUUUCACAUUAUCCUGAUCUUAUGACCCAGGUCAAACAAAUAAAUAUUUAUGUAUGCUUUAUAUUUUAAGUUAUGUUAACUUUUCGGGGGGUUUUUUGGGUUCAGAUUUCAAUGAACCGGUUGAAAUCCAUAAUUAAAAAGAGCUCCUGAUAGUGUACUCCUUAUGACUUACAUCUGCAGGAAUUGGAGAGAUUUAAUAGCCUGACAACGAGAAUGAGACGGUCUCUAGUGACACUGAAAAGAGUAAGUAGCAAGCCCGUUCUGUCAUUGGGGAGGAUGACAUUCUUUAAGGUUUGUUACACCCCUAACUUUUAAGUUGACAAUACAACUUUAAAUUUUACUUGAUUUACCGGCUGCUUUGGUUUUUGUAUGUUUAAAAAUUAGCAGACAUAAAUCAGUACAAAGUGAUGGGUAAUCAAGUGGAUUUUUCUGUGGUGAAGAAUAAUAGCUUACCCUGGCUUUUGUGUCAUGUUGUUAUAAUGAUGUAACCAAAGCUAAAAAAAAAGUUGAAUAUUACUAUAACCAGAUAUAACAGUAGGUAAGACAGACCUGUUUACUCUUAUGAUUUUGGCGUACAAUGUAUGAUUUUUGAGGUGUAUACAUUAUAUAUACUGUAUGAUUAUUUUUUAAAUAUAAGGUAUUGAACGAUUGUGUGAUGAUAUUGUAUGAUUUUAAGAGUUUGAGGGUAAACAGGUCUGGUAAGAUGUAUUUGUAUUCACAUCUGACAUGUAUCCCAGGCCCUGGCAGGGGAAGUUGGCAUGAGCACGGAACUCGAUGAUGUCGCUCGUUCUUUAUUCAAUGGCAAUAUUCCUGCCAUCUGGAGGCGCCUUGCCCCGAUCACUUUGAAAUCACUAGGAAAUUGGAUAAUUCACUACCACAAACGACUCAGACAGUAUUACCACUGGGUAAGUAAAAAAAAAAAUGAUAUCCAGAGUUUUGGGAAGCCUUCACAGCUCUAUUCAAGGAGGCAAAGGCAAGGGGGUCACUCUUCAUAACUCCAUUCAAGAAGGCAAAGGGGGUCACUCUUCACAACUCCAUUCAAGAAGGCAAAGGGGGUCACUCUUCAUAACUCGAUUCAAGGAGGCAAAGGAGGGUAACUCUUCACAACUCCAUUCAAGGAGGCAAAAGGAAAAAAAAAAAGGGGGGGGGGGGGGGGGGGGUGUCACUCUUCAUAACUCAAUUCAAGGAGGCUGUUGGGGAUCACUCUAAUGUAAAUAUGAAGCUUUGUUGUCCAAAUACAAUGUUAAUGUCAAACCUUGUCACGUAUGCCACAGAAGAGAUCGUGUCUGUCUCUGUAUCAGGGCAGUGAUUGUGUCUUAUCGGUGUAUCAUGUCAUCAAUUGUGUCUGUGUUUCAGGUCAACGAUUGUGAACCGGCUGUCAUGUGGUUGUCAGGGCUACACAUCCCAGAAUCCUACCUCACGGCUUUGGUGCAGGCCACCUGCCGGAAGAAUGGCUGGCCACUGGACAAAUCCACAUUGUAUACAACUGUCACCAAAUAUACUGACCCGGAGGAUGUCACAGACAGGGCCAUCAGUGGUCAGUACAGUCAUAUCAUUGGAAUAAACGUGUUCAUCUUUGGCUUAGUUUUCUUUCAUUUCUUCCCUCUGCCAGUUUGCUUGUUAAUAUAGUGGAUUAGUUGUGUAAAAAAAAAAGUGGUUGUAGUAGGAGCGAAAAAUCCUUUUGGUAGAUUAUAGAACUUAUUUAAAUUCUCUUAUCAUUCACAUUCAUUUUUAAUGGGUUUUGGUCUGGACAUUUUGUUUUUCCAGCACUUAGAAUUUUUUUUUUUUUUAAAUCUACCAGUCAACUUAAAACAUCUUAAGGAACUAUGAAUAUAUUGAUCUACUAGAAAAAAUUAACCCGCCGAAAUAUGGUGGCUGUAAUGCGUGAGCCUCUGUUCUACUGUAAUUACUGUACUACUGUAAUUACUGUACUAAAACAUGCAUUCAUGUAACACACUUUAUAAGAAUCACAAUUAGUGCCUACUUCUGUGAAUAUGAUUAAUACUAAAUUUAUUUCUCAUUAAGAACUUAUAUAUUUACAUUAUAGACCUAAACAUUUUUAUUUCGCCAGAAUUAAAUGGAUCCGAUAUCCGUAAAUAAGCAAAUCUCACUGUCAGUGUUUUUUGAGAAUUCCAUUUAGAAAUAGGAAUCUUAUCUUGUGCCUGCGAUUAAACACACAGGCUGUUUAUUGCACUUCUGGGGAAUUGUAUUUUUUGUGAACAGAGCAAACAUGCAUAAAUACAUAUAUACAUACCUACAUACCUAGAGAAUAAUUAUUUUUUAUUGUAAAAAUAUCUCUUAAAGCUAUUACAUACAAUAAACUCUGUGAAAAUACCCCAGGAAAUAAAAAAAUACAGGGUAGGGUAAAAAUAAGGAGAAAAAAAAGGUGGGUUGGGGAGGGGGGUUCAAAGACAAAAAGAAAGAAACAAGUGUCUGUAAAAAAGCCUUGUCCAUUUAACAAAAACAAAUCAUAAAUAAAAUUAAAAAAUCUCCCCUUGUCAUUCUGAAAUUAGAUCAACUAAUGAAUUAGUUUUAUUUGUUCACUCUGAGCCAGGUUGUUAUGUCCAUGGGUUGUACCUGGAGGGUGCAGCCUGGGAAGUAGAGAAGAAGACGAUCAUGAGGCAACCCCCAAAACAACUGAUCCAGGA